UUUGACAAACGUGAGAAGAUGCACUGCUCUACUGUUCGGUGUCGGUCUCAGCCAAGGAGCUCUAAAAGACUGGUCUCUACUCUUUGGAGGGCGGUGUUUUGGAAAGAGGGGGGCGUAUCUAAUUUAACGGCUCAGUCUAAUUUAACGGCUAAAAUCGCUUACAGCACCUUUAAUUAUUAGUUUUUUUUAUUUUUUAUUUAAAUAUUCUAAUUUAAAAACAAUUAUAAUUCUGUUCUUUUUAUUAAAUUAUUAUUAUUAUUAUUAUUUUAAGUAUAUUUUGUUUUAUCUUUAUUUGUACGUUUGUGGUGUAAAUCCUUUUUUAUUAUUAUUCAGUUUGACAGGCUUUUAUUUUAAAAUUCUCAACUUCCGGACGUUGUGCGUCAGAGGUCUAAGAAGAAGCUGACAGUCCCUUUAGAGAAAGUUUGAAAGGGGUUUCUCAUGGAUUCAGAGGUGUCCCUGAUGCUGCACUGUGCUCCAUUACAGGCUUUUGGAGAACAUCAAAUACAUGUAGAAAUUUCAGACAGGUUCAAUCGACAAAGUUUUCCAGAGAUUGAGAAGCACAUUGAAGCCGUGUGGAGUGACAGAGUGUCCAAAGAACCAUGGCUCUUCAAUGGUGCUAAAUUCAGAUUACAUUCAGCCGUGCUCUCUUACAACAGCCCUGAAUGGUCAACAGAUGCUCACAAACAUCAGUGUAUCAGCUUGGAUAAAGGACACCUGCGAGAACAAGCCCCCCAAAACCUAGUGCACUUACAUUGUGGUGAAGGACACCAGUUUGAAAAGUGCAGGUGUGGAGGGGUCCCAGAUAAAUCCAGACCCUCAGACAGAGUAACAAAAGAUGAGCAAUCAUGUGUCCUGAAAUUACAGUUAGGCCUGACCUGUUAUAAAGACUACCUCGGGACUAACUGGUCAGGAGAGGCGGGGAACCUGCAGAGUCGUGGACAGGCUGAAUCAGAGGAUCCCCAGGCCUUCCUCGCACAGCCGCUGGGGGUGGGCGCUGUCAUGGCAACCUCUGAUGGAGAGGUUGUCUUGCUGAGGAGAAGUCAGAAGGUGGCAGAGGCAGCAGGGCUCUUAGACAUACCCGGUGGGCACCCAGAGCCAAAGAUGGUGUGUCAGGGGGUCAAUGAGGAGAGCAUACGUGUUGACCUUCUGCUGGGUAAAGAAAGAGUCAUUGUUUCAGAGAUCUUCUCCUCGGUGUGCGCAGAGAUCAGUGAUGAGGUGAACGUUCCUCUGAGUUCCCUAAGCAAACCCUUGUUCAUGGGAAUAGCGCUGAACCACACCAGUGCAGGCCGACCCAGUGCUGAAUUUUAUGUUCGGUGCUCUUUGACAACAGAGGAAGUGAGAGAUUUCUACAGACGUGGAGGACCUGAAGCCCACGAAUCCACAGAUAUAUUGUUUCUUAGCCAAGCGGAAAUGCAACGAUUAGAUGAGCGUACCCCCCUGUGGUCAGAGAUGUGUCCUUCAGCAAAGGGUGCAGUGCUACUGUAUCAAAGAGUGAUGCCUGAUUGCUAAAUUUACUACAGAAACAACCUCUGCUAAAUGCACUAGUAACAAUGAGUACAACGAUAAGUGAUCACAUCACUGGCUAUUUGUAAAAUUAUACUUGCAUAAAAUAGUUUUGUAUAGAAGUAUUAUUCUGUCUUCUGCUUUGUAUACUAGUGGGUGGUAAAACGUGUAUCUAUUUUCAUUAUUCAUAAGUGUAAAAUAGUGUUAAUUGAAUGUAAAAUAUUAAUUUGGAGAGAUUUCUAUGAAAUUUAUUUUGUAAACAGACCACUUUGUGAAUUUGAAUACAACUUUUCAUAUUAAAAUAAUACAACUUU
This is a messenger RNA of Myxocyprinus asiaticus (Chinese sucker), 1817 nucleotides long. RefSeq names its product nudix (nucleoside diphosphate linked moiety X)-type motif 22 (gene nudt22). The transcript is spliced from 7 exons. The record is from RefSeq and is a predicted model, not a curated record. NCBI's taxonomy places the organism in Eukaryota, Metazoa, Chordata, Actinopteri, Cypriniformes, Catostomidae. Gene Ontology annotation, molecular function: GDP-mannose hydrolase activity. The coding region runs from base 439 to 1509 and encodes 356 amino acids.